GACAGUUGUAGGAUGGAGCGGAGUACGGAUAGGAGCAUGCGCGAGCCGGAUCCCUCCCCCACUACGCCACGACCAUCUCCCUCCACUAGGCCACGACCAUCUCCCCUACCGUCAGCCUGACCGCCUCCAUCCGCCGGCAUCACCCGCCUUCGCCAGGGAGCCCUUCUUACAUCUGCAGCCUUCUUGUCUAACCGGGGAUCUGUUGGUUUCUUGGCCUACCGGGGACGUUGCGGUUCAGGGACGCUGGAUUUUUUGGCGCCGUCCCAGCGUGGUGAUGAAUACGAGGCCUGUAGUGCUGGUCUGCCUCCUCAUCGUGCUCAUCAUCACGUCGCAGUUCGAGUGGAAGCAGCAGAUCGAGGACGCAGCUGACGCGGACCCUGUCACCGCGCGCCGGCGGCAGCAAGUCCUAGCGAAGGAGGACGCCGUCAAGGAGAAGAUACUCUUAUCUCAAGAGAAAAACAUUCAACAGCUUAAUGAGCUUAUCGAGAGCCUUCAACGGCAGCUGCUGCACUGCCGUGGUAGCAACGAUACCAUUCAUACCACUACAAUUGCUGCUACCGAAGUUAGUGAGGUGGAUGGGCAUGAAAUCAUUGAUGAUUGAUGGUAGAUAAUCUCUUCCCACGUGGUUCUUUUAUUCUACAAUAGCAGCCAUAGAAUAUUAUUGUUUAAUCAGGCAACACGUGCUUCACGACUUGCUUCUAAUGGAGCGAAGGAACAAAUUAUGCUUUGAUUUACCGCAUUGUAUACUUGUACUAAGGCCUUUCCCCACAAGUAUUGUAGAGAGCUGUAAUUUGUACUUAAGUUUGUUUUAGGCCACGUCCACUAAUUCAAUUGGAAAGUUACCCGCUCAUUUCUUUGUUGUGA
This is a messenger RNA of Triticum urartu, 864 nucleotides long. NCBI's taxonomy places the organism in Eukaryota, Viridiplantae, Streptophyta, Magnoliopsida, Poales, Poaceae. The record is from RefSeq and is a predicted model, not a curated record.